UAAACAAUCUGUUUUACUAUAUUGUUAUAUCAGUUAACGUUACUUAACUUUAUAGUUAAUCGUCGUCAAUUUUAUUUUAACAUGAUGGCUGUGAGUGCGUCUUUUGAACGUAAUGUGUCCUUACUAUCCCAAGUAAUUUCGCCUAGCGAUGAAUUUAAGAAAUAUUUUCGCAAGAAUAUGUUCAGUAAACCUAAUACAGCAGGUUUCUUACACGUAUCUCAUUAUUUGUUAACUAUAUAUGAUUCAAAACGUUUUAAAACCCUGUGCGAAUGGCCAGUGGUUUGUAAAAAGACAGAAGCACAAUAUCGUAACAACGUCAAAAGUUUUUUACAAGUUAUAUCUACAGAGAAUCCAGAUAUCGGUUUUCCAAACAUACUCGCAUCUCAUUUGAUUCAUGCAGGUGGAAAUAAGUUUACGAUCAUCAUGUGGAAACUGUCACAAGUGGCGUUAAGAAAAUAUUUAAUUACUUCGCAAACUGCCUAUAAUAUUAUUUCUGUACCGCAAGUAGCAGUCGAAGGAAGUUUAGGGAAAAAAUUUUUACAGAAGGCUAAUAAAAAACUUGUCGCUAAUAUUUUAAAUAAACAAAAAAAUUUGUCAAAAAUGAUGACAAAGGCUAAAACUGUAUUAGAGAACGAGAGGAAAGUAUUAAGUACCGUUACAACAAACAUUUUUGAAAAAAAACAACUGCUCGCAACUCUUUCGUCCGUUGCUCCUGUUCAUCCGUUGAUAAAGGAACACAUUAUAGAUCCGAACAACGAAGAGGCAAUAGAAAUGUGGACGAUCCAUAUAAAUGAUGGUUUGUACUACCUGAAGAAUAAAAAUAUGACUUUAAAAAAUACAAAAGAACUCAGCUGCAAAGUAAACGACAUAAUACCAAACAGGAGCGGCGAUGCGAAUAUUUCAGACGUAAACCAAUUCCGAAAGAUAAAUUAUUUAGAAAUUUCGGAAUCAUUUUCUCACGAGAUACAAUGUAUCUUAUACCAAUUGUACAAAGAUGACAAAUUGGUAUUUCGUAAUUUUGUUUUACUAUUCAAUUUACUGUUAACUGAAUUGUUGCGACAAUUGAAAUCAAACCCACCGGAAAGCUUCUCGGACUGUUUAUUGCAAGUAGAAGCUAGUUGCGAGGAUAUGACGAAAGCGUCAAAUAUUUUCGAAACGUAUUUGUCAGAUGUCGGAAAAAUGUUGUCGGAGAAAAAAGAUACUUUACGAGAAAAGAAUACGGUAAAGGCUUACAACGAUACCGUACUACCUGCAGGGGCUAGUAUGCUUUUAAUGUCAUCGCCUACCAUAAAAAUUAAUACCGAUUGUAGCGACGAAGAGAGUGACCUGCGGAAAAGAGUACAAUUUACUCCAGUGGAAGGCACGCACAAACCAUUAUUUUCGAGGUACGAACGUUUAAAGAAAAAUGAUACCUCGCACGAAUCAGCAUUGAGAGUUAAACAAAAUUUAGCACCUCGGAUUGAUUUUGAUGAUACGAUGUUGUCCACGAACAACGAGGGACCAUCUUUACAUACAUUUUCAAUGUCGUAUAAAAAACGUUUACCAACCUUCAAAAACUCGGAAAAAUAUUCCCGAUUAUUUUCUACUUGUACAAAAAGAAAUAACAAAGCAGCAAAUUCAAGCAUAAUGUCUAUACCGUGUUCAUCGAAAGCGAACUCGACUACAAUUUCAAACGCGAUUGAAGAAAUACGUGACCUUUCGGAACUCAGCGUUAACAUUUCUGCGAAAAGUCUUUGCGAUGUUAGUAUAAAAAUUACUACUCCGAAGAAACUGAUUAACGAAGAGGAGGAAGAUAAACAUGAACAUUCGUCCGAAAUGGAGGAUGUGAUAAAUGCCCUUCCAAAUGAUCUUAAUAUGAUGCAUAUAUGCGAAACAAUAGAAACGGAAAUUAAGAACGAUUGCAACAAUGAUACCGUAGAAAUGGAAUCUAAAAAACAUAGCAGACAUUCGAUCAGUGACUUAGUUGAACGUUACAAAAAAAUACUCGAACGCAGCAAUCGUACACCCGAGUCCUAAAAUCAGUUACACGACCUGUAAGAACAACGUUUAAUUUUAUUUAAUCAAGAA
This is a messenger RNA of Colletes gigas, 2067 nucleotides long. RefSeq lists its product as uncharacterized. NCBI's taxonomy places the organism in Eukaryota, Metazoa, Arthropoda, Insecta, Hymenoptera, Colletidae. The transcript is spliced from 8 exons. Bases 82 to 2016 code for a protein of 644 amino acids. The record is from RefSeq and is a predicted model, not a curated record. Gene Ontology annotation, biological process: spindle assembly. Gene Ontology annotation, cellular component: HAUS complex; mitotic spindle microtubule. Gene Ontology annotation, molecular function: microtubule binding.